AUUCCGCAGCCCUUCCGUGUUCCCAGUCGCCAAGGGGCAACUUGGGACCACAGGGACCAUGGCCACCAAGUUUUCCGAGGGUGUGCAGAAGGUCCUGGACCUGCGAUCUUCCGCGCGGAAGGAUCAGGCUUCCGAAGAUGCAUGGGCAGUUUUGCAUCCCGGCAUUCGAGCCUGCAGGAACCGCCCCGAAGUCCUUGAAGGUUUCAGCGAGGAUGCGAGGCUGUGCGUCCUGAAAUUCUUGCAAGAAUGGCCAAAGAAACGGAGGACCUUGCAGAACCAGGGCAAGGAGUGCCAUAAGAUUUUGAUGAAUAGCCCAAGUUGGGCCGAGACGGCUGACAGCGACACCUUCAGGAACUUCCUACAGAGCGAAUGUCCAGAUGCUUCGAUGGAACUCCUGAAACCGGCCACUGAUCGCUUGAAGACUGCCGUCGCCUUUCCACCUGGGAGGCCGGGUGUCGCACGGAUUCCCGACGAUGUCGCUGCGAACUUCUUGCGGCAGAUUCGAGAGUCCAUUGCUGGUAUGGCGAAGUUUGGGUACGCCUUCCCGAGCGAUUUUCAAAGCAGCGGGUUGGAUGAGGCCACAGAGGCCUUUGAACAACUCCACAAGGCGACGACCUUCAUUUCCAAGUUGCUGGGAAAGCAGUAUCCCCCGGAAGGGCUUGAAGCACUGCUGUGUCCCUUUGAUCCUCAGUGGGAGGACGUGGUGAAGUUUUUGGGUUCCAUGGAGAAGUGCGGGGUUCGCCACUCGAAGUCGCUGCGCGUGCACUUUGUGGUGACCACUCUGAAGGCCUCCUCCAGCGGCUUUAGGCAGGCGCUGGAGCGCAGCGACCACAGCUGGUCAGCCACCAAAGGUCCGUCAGGUCCUGAAGUUUCUGAGUUCAGUCCCUAUCCGCAAGUGACAGAGGUUUUGGACCUCCAGGGAGUGGAGGCGCUGGAGACGUUGGAGACGGAAGACUUCGACCUCGCCUUUGAUCUUCAGAGCAAAGAGUUCAAGCGACAUUUGAGUGACAAGUCGAAGUCGCGUCGACCUGGAGCUGUGUUCAGGAGGAUCUUCGCAUGACAUCGCAGUCCAGGUACGGAGUGGAAUAGAUCGAUCGGUGCAUGGAGACAUGUGACACAUGGGUUUCUCCGAUUUGUUGUGGGAAAAAACAGC
Cladocopium goreaui is the source of this 1153-nucleotide messenger RNA. The record is from the annotation of a GenBank genome assembly. Lineage: Eukaryota; Dinophyceae; Suessiales; Symbiodiniaceae.